This is a messenger RNA of Gambusia affinis (western mosquitofish), 1167 nucleotides long. RefSeq names its product very-long-chain 3-oxoacyl-CoA reductase-like. Gene Ontology annotation, molecular function: oxidoreductase activity. The transcript is spliced from 12 exons. Lineage: Eukaryota; Metazoa; Chordata; Actinopteri; Cyprinodontiformes; Poeciliidae. Gene Ontology annotation, cellular component: endoplasmic reticulum. Bases 145 to 1152 code for a protein of 335 amino acids. The record is from RefSeq and is a predicted model, not a curated record.
UCAGUUAGCCUUCACGGGUCUGACCUGUAGUGCCACAUCCACCACUAGGGGGCUUUUGCGCUGGAGAAGCAACAUAAAAUCACUCCGGCGAUUCUUUUUCACAGGGAAAAAAACGCUCCUAAACUCUUCCAUAUUCUUCUGAAAAUGCUGCUUGCUCUGGACUUCCCCUACAAGGCGUUGGUGAUUGAUGUUCUGGCAGUCUUUGGAGGUGUAACUGUGUUUCUUCACCUGCUGAAAUUCACCUGGAAAUGUUGCCGUGGAUUCAGACAGUACAUCUUAUCAUCGAUUUGUCAGGCGAACCUGCGGGCGUAUGGACAGUGGGCAGUUGUAACUGGAGCCACUUCUGGCAUUGGUAAAGCUUAUGCCACUGAGUUGGCACGUCGGGGUCUGGAUAUUGUUUUAAUAGGAAGGUCUGACGAGAGGCUUCAAAAGGUUGCCAAACAAAUCGAAAACAAGUACGGACGAAAGACUCACACCAUCAAAGUGGACUUCACAGAGGGGGCCAGCAUCUACUCAACCAUAGCUAAGGAACUCCAUGACCUGGAGAUUGGAAUUCUGGUUAACAACGUUGGAAUGAUCUGCAAUGAUCAUUUUGCCUAUUUUCUGGAAACACCAAAUCCUGAACAGAAAAUCACUGAGAUCAUCAAUUGUAACAUACUUUCUGUACCCCAGAUGACCAGGCUGGUUCUUCCUCGCAUGGUGCUCAGAGGCAGAGGAUUAAUCAUCAACAUCUCCUCUGAAAUGGGUCUCCGUCCGCAGCCACUGGUGGCUCUUUAUUCGGCCACCAAGAUUUUUGUGAUAUAUUUCUCCCAGUGUUUACAAGCUGAGUACAAAUCAGAGGGAAUCACAGUCCAGUGUGUGACCCCGUUCAUGGUGUCCACCAACAUGACAAACAACAUGAAUGUCAACUUGUUUGUGAAGAGUGCUCCAGCGUUCGUCUAUGACGCUUUGAACACUGUGGGUCACUCCACCUUCACCAGCGGCUGUCUGUCCCACGCCCUGCAGAGUGUGGCUUUCUCCGUUCUCGUGCCGGACUGGCUUCGGAUGUCGUCAUUUUUCGUCCGGUGGCUGAGAAAAAGUCCGAAAAUAGAAGUCUGUCGGAAAGAAGCGCCUCAGGAAAGGGAGUCUCUCACUGGAAAGAAAAAGAAGUAAAUCUUUUACAUUGAC